GAGGAGGAUGAUCCACCAUUGCUGAGCUCUCAUGCCCUAGCGGCACUCAAGGAGUUCCUCGCCGAGCAAAGCCAACCAUCGAGUGAACUUCACUCCGAAAAUGGAGUAUCCGAAGAUUCACAGGUCGCUUUAGUGGCGGAGGAUUGGAGGUUGAGUCAGUUCUGGUACGACCGCGACACUGCCGAGACUGUGGCAAAUGAGGUUCUUACGCUGUGCCAGAAGUUCGAUUCUCCUCGAGUCGCCUGUGUUGCCUGUCCAACGCUCUAUACCUAUCUGAAGAAAAUUGGUCCCCAUGUAUCUGUACAACUUCUUGAGUAUGACAAACGCUUUUCCCAACAUGGCAGCGACUUCACAUUCUAUGAUUACAAUGAACCAGAAGAAUUGCCGACUGAAUUGAAGCAUGAUUUUCAGAUUGUAGUAGCAGAUCCUCCUUACCUGAGUAAAGAAUGUUUGGAGAAAGUCACCCGUACAAUUUCUUUCCUAGCAAAACAUCGAGAAUCUCACCUUCUAUUACUAACAGGAGAAGUGCAAGCAGAAAGAGCAGCCGAGUUAAUGGGAUUUCAUCUGUGUGGUUUUAGGCCGCGCCACUCUAGCAAGCUUGGAAAUGAAUUUCGGCUGUUCACUAACUACAAUCCAGGGACGAGAUUAGGAGGUUGGGAGCAAUAGAUUUUGAAUCACUUUUUUUUACUCCACUAAUAUAAGUGGACAUGGAUCAGAUCUCCAUGUUUCCUCUAGAAUCUCAUCACUUUCACUUCCAUUACUAGUGUUGUGUUGUUGCCUCAAUGGGAGCUUUUGAAUCUGGAUUGAAGGAAAUAUGUAAUGGACAAAAUCCAACUGUUAAGCGUGAUUAAUUGAAAGUAUCGAGUAUGUUUUAGUUCCUAAUA
Molecule: messenger RNA, 884 nt
Organism: Momordica charantia (bitter melon)
Lineage: Eukaryota; Viridiplantae; Streptophyta; Magnoliopsida; Cucurbitales; Cucurbitaceae
Product: nucleic acid binding / methyltransferase
Biological process (GO): methylation
Molecular function (GO): nucleic acid binding; protein-lysine N-methyltransferase activity
Source: RefSeq, a predicted model, not a curated record